AUGGAGCACAAAGUCAUCUCUCUGGUAAAGAAACAGCUGAAGAGGUUUAAGAAGAUCCUGAAGAAACUGGCCCCAUUUUGUCAAAAAAAACUGAAAUCUGCUCUAAAGGAAAAUUUUAAGACAAUCAAUGAAGGAAUCUCAAAUCCUGGAACCUCCACCCUUCUGAAUGAGAUCUACACAGAGCUGUACAUCACAGAGGGAGGGAGUGGAGAGGUCAAUAAUGAACAUGAGGUCAGACAGAUUGAAGUAGCAUCCAGGAGACCAGCAACACAGGAGACACCCAUCAAAUGUAACGACCUCUUUAAAGACCCGUCCAUCAGAACUGUGCUGACUAAAGGAGUUGCUGGAAUUGGAAAAACAGUCUCUGUGCAGAAGUUCAUUCUGGACUGGGCUGAAGGAAAAGCCAAUCAGGAUUUUCUCUUCAUAUUUCCACUUCCUUUCAGAGAGCUGAAUCUGAUGAAAACUGAAAAACUCAGUCUGGUGGAUCUUCUUCAUCAAUUUUUCAAAGAGACAAAAGAAUUAAAACCAGAAGACUAUCAUCACUACAAAGUCAUGUUCAUCUUUGAUGGUCUGGAUGAAUGUCGACUUCCUCUAGAUUUCCAGAACAAUAAGAGAGUAUCUGAUGUAACACAGUCAGCCUCAGUGGAUGUGCUGCUGACAAACCUCAUCCAGGGGAACCUGCUUCCCUCUGCUCUCCUAUGGAUAACUACUCGACCAGCAGCAGCCAAUCAGAUUCCUCCUGACUGUAUUGACCAGGUAACAGAGGUACGAGGGUUCAGUGACCCUCAGAAAGAGGAAUACUUCAGGAAAAGGAUCAGAGAUCAGAGCCUUGCUGAAAGAAUCAUUACACACAUGAAGUCCUCCAGAAGCCUCUACAUCAUGUGCCACAUCCCAGUCUUCUGCUGGAUCUCAGCCACUGUUCUAGAGAGGAUGUUGGGUGAAGCAGAGGGAGGAGAGAUCCCCAAGACUCUGACUCAAAUGUUCACACACUUCCUCAUCUUUCAGAUCAAACACCGCUUCCAGAAGUACCAAAGAGAAAGUGAUGUUGAUCUAAAACAGACUAGAGAGAUUAUUCUGGCUCUGGGAAAACUGGCUUUCCAACAGCUGGAGAAAGGAAACCUGAUCUUCUAUGAGGAAGACCUGAGAGAGUGCGGAAUUGAUGUCAGAGAAGUGUCCGUGUACUCAGGAGUGUGCACCCAGAUCUUCAGACAGGAUUUUGGGCUGCACCUGGGGAAGGUUUUCAGCUUCGUGCAUCUGAGUGUUCAGGAGUUUCUGGCUGCUUUAUAUGCAUUUCUGUCCUUCAUCUCCAACAACAGAAAUGUGCUGCAACAGAAAAACAGUGAAUUAUUUAGUUUCUCCAAAAAGGGAACAAUGUCUGACUUCCUGAAGAGCGCAGUGGACAAGGCCUUACAGAUUGAGAACGGACACCUGGAUCUUUUCCUCCGCUUCCUUCUGGGUCUCUCACUGGAGUCCAAUCAGACUCUCUUACAAGGUCUUUUGACCCAGACAGAGAACAUCUCUUACAGCAAAGAGGAAGUAGUGGAGCACAUCAAGCAGAAGAUCAGGGAGAAUCCCUCUCCAGAGAAAACUAUCAGUCUGUUCCACUGUCUGAAUGAACUGAAUGAUCAUUCUCUAGUGCAGGAAGUCCAAACAUACCUGAAUAGAGGAGGUUUCAGGGGUCUCAGAGGAGUUAAGUUCUCUCCAGAUCAGUGGUCAGCUGUGGCGUUUGUGAUGCUGAAUUCAGAAGAGGAGCUGGAUGAGUUUGACCUGAGGAAAUAUGGUGGGACAGAGGAAUGUCUUCUGAGGUUGAUGCCAGUGGUCAAAGAGUCCAGAAGAGCUGAGCUGGAUGGGUGUGAUCUAUCAGUGAAAAGCUGUGCAGCUCUGGCCUCAGCUCUCAGCUCAAACUCCUCAACUCUGAGAGAUCUGAACCUGAGUAAUAAUAAACUACAGGAUUCAGGAGUGAAGCUGCUCUCUGCUGGACUGAAGAGUUCACACUGUAAACUGGAGAAACUGGAGCUGUGGGAGUGUGAUCUUUCAGAGAAAAGCUGUGCAGCUCUGGCCUCAGCUCUCAGCUCAAACUCCUCAACUCUAAGAGAACUGAACCUGAGUAAUAAUAACCUACAGGAUUCAGGAGUGAAGCUGCUCUCUGCUGGACUGAAGAGUUCACACUGUAAACUGGAGAAACUGUGGUUGUAUGGGUGUAAUCUAUCAGAGAAAAGCUGUGCAGAUCUGACCUCAGCUCUCAGCUCAAACUCCUCAACUCUGAAAUAUCUGAACCUGAGUAAUAAUAAACUACAGGAUUCAGGAGUGAAGCUGCUCUCUGCUGGACUGAAGAAUCCACACUGUAAACUAGAGAAACUGGAGCUGUAUAACUGUGAUAUUACCAAAGAAGGCUGUGCUGCUUUAGCUUCAGCACUGAAAUCAAAGCCCUCACUCCUGAGAGAGCUGAAUCUGAGAGGCAAUAAUCCAGGAGAGUCAGGAAAGAAGCUGCUUUCUGAUCUACAGAAGGAUCCACAAUUUAAUUUAAAGAUACUCCGCAUCUGACUGCAGGACUAUCCUGCUCCUAUUGACCACUAGAGGCGCUUUACAAGUGACUCCAUUUCCAGUAUCCUGUGCAUCACCACUAUCUGUGCAUCUUCCUGUUCUCUAACAGUCAUUAGUAUGAAGUUUCUGGGGUUAAUAAACUGCUUUCAUCAUAUUUAUUACAGUUAAACAGUCAGUUCACACUAUGUUAGCACUUCUUCAUCAGCACUUUAUUUGUGUAAAAAAUUACAUGACCCCUAAAAGGUGAUCUUACAUUUUUGAUGGUUUGCUUUCUUAAUCCUGUUUAUGUUCAGUUCUGUACUUCUUCUACUGAAGCUGCUUUGAGUCCACUAGCUUGCCGUUACAGGGUUUAUCCUGUAGGGGGCGCUGUGAACUCGGGGUAAUUACUAAAACAUCCAGCUCUGAUUCUCCGAUUCCAGAAGCAGUUUGGAGAAUGAAUGAUUGAUUAAAUUGAGGGAUCACUUUAUGUUUCUAAUCAUUGUUUUGUGAAUUGAAGCUUUCCUAACUCUGUAAAAAUGUUGUAAGAGCAUAUAAUAUAUAAACAGGUAGAAAGAGUUUAUAAUUAAUGUAAUAUUAUAUUCAGAGUCAGUCAUGAAAUGCUGAACAUAAUAUCACAGUGUCCUAAAAUAAAAUAAUGAUAAUAAAUAAUAAAUAUAAACACAUUCUACAUCUAAUCGAUGUAACUGAUAGUAAGUGUCAGUGUUUAUAAUAAGCAGCUCUGUGAUUGUUCAGCAUGAGAAUAAAAUCCACAGUGAAAGUGCUGCACCGAGAGUCUGGAUCCAGUCAAGAACAGAUAUUUUACUGCUGAAAUAAAGUCAGUUAUUAGAGGCAGGUUGGGGGAAAUUUACUGAAUUAUUUCUACUUUUACUAACAACACUUCAGAAAAACAGAGAGCUCUCCUUAAAUAGACCCAAACACACGUGGAGCAGAUGAUGAAUGAUGAGAUAAGAGUAAGCUCUCUGCCUCCCUCUGGUGGUGGAAACCAGUCUAGCAGCAGGUCUGGAUUCAGGCUGAGUGGUGUCUCUCUGCCUCCCUCCUGUGGGGGGAUGAUAUUUCUCCCUCACAGCUACUGUCUGUAAUGAUCAUGUUUGCAGUGUAAAAAGGGACUUUUAGC
Astyanax mexicanus (Mexican tetra) is the source of this 3658-nucleotide messenger RNA. RefSeq names its product NACHT, LRR and PYD domains-containing protein 3-like. The record is from RefSeq and is a predicted model, not a curated record. Bases 1 to 2544 code for a protein of 847 amino acids. Gene Ontology annotation, molecular function: protein binding. Lineage: Eukaryota; Metazoa; Chordata; Actinopteri; Characiformes; Acestrorhamphidae. The transcript is spliced from 7 exons.